Molecule: messenger RNA, 1699 nt
Organism: Pocillopora meandrina
Lineage: Eukaryota; Metazoa; Cnidaria; Anthozoa; Scleractinia; Pocilloporidae
Source: the annotation of a GenBank genome assembly
UUUUGGAGAACCACAGGUAAGCCAAGCUCGAUUUACAAGAAUAUCUUCACGGUGAAGCUGUUUCGCCAAAGGAUUUGUUUGAUGAAAACGGGUAAUUAGAUAUCGAUCUUUUCGGUCUCUAGGAACAUACGAGGGAAUUGAAUACCUGAGCCAAGAGUUGCUGUGCUAACAGUCACGUCACCACAGGGAAGUCCACGGGGGGUAACAACUAUUCAGAAAGCUCUAUAGUUUAACGAAUGUUUAAAUGAGCUUCAGUUUAGUUUGGUUACUGUAGUUAAACGGAGGAAAAACCCACCGGGAAAGACCCUGAAGAACUAUUAAGUAUCUCUAACACGUAAGUUGUAUGACGCUGCAUUCCAAAACAUGUGAUUUGAGAUAUGAAUAAUUGUCUUUUAAAGUGCAGAAAAAAUUAACCAUGCUUCGCAGUUGUACUCUGUAACCUUAAUUAUUCCAUCUCACCUUUGGUCCAUGGCAUUAAACCACGGUCUUAAUUCCAAAGUUCUGUCUUUCCAUUUCUCUCUACAUACUAUAUUUAUAAUUCAGGAGCUGUGAUCAACGCACGGUUUCCUUAGUUCGUCCUACUUGCAAGUUUUGGAGCACAACAUCUCAACUAAAGAGAGGUUUUCCAUUCGAUUGAAAACAUUUUUUUCGGUCAUUAUUCCUGAGACAUAUGCCAUUCAAAAAAGAUUUUCUAACCUUCAUUUUUCAAGUUAAUCAAAGCUAAAUUGUUUUGGUAACGCGCAAAAUACAAAGGUCACUGAUAAGAGAGAAAGAAACGUAAAUCCUUAGCUUUGGGGCGAUUUUGGCCAAAUGUGAUUAUUCGAAUGAAGAGUUAGUAUCUUUAAAUUUACUUCUCUUGAGAUGGUUUAUCGUAAGUUGUUGUAGAUGUUUGUUUUUUAUAACGUAAAAUAGAUCUGUAAACAACUGAAUGUGAAUAUCAUCGGACAGCGUGAUAAAGAGCCUUUCUUCUUCAUUUUUAUUUGCUUGUUUAUUAUCGAGGAAACGACUUUUCAUUGCCAACAAUUUUAAACGAAGAAGAUUAAUCCUCUAUUUAGUAAAACAAAAACCGAAAACAAAAUACAACAACGAAGAUUAUGAAGAACAGAAUCUGGGCCAAACUUCUCAUCUCAUCAUCAAGCCACCGUAUUUUUAAAAUCUCCAAAUUUAAGUCGUUUAAUUCUAUACAAAACCCAAACUCCGUUUAAUUUUCUAGAGUUUUUCUUCUUCUUUUUCUUCGUCUUCUUUCUGUUCUCUAAAGAACUCAUCAAAAUAAGUUACACUAAGAAUAUUGGGGUAAAAAUAAGAUGAUAAUUAAAGAAAGUUUAUUUCUUCUUGUCAAGAUCAGCAAUCGUGUUUGCCACGAAUGGCUUGGCGACAAUUCAAAGGCCACAUUACAGUACUGGUAAUGGCGUCUGUCGCACUCCGACUUCUUACCAGCCAGCAGUGUGGGACUGAUCUUCGCUCAAUCUACCAAAUGAUGCUUCAAGGCCACACCUUUAAGACCUUGAAGACCCAACCAGGUACAACAGAAUGCAUACAGGCGUGCCGCGCUGAUAUCAGAUGCCAAAGCUUUAACGUCGUGUUCAAAGGGAUAUGUGAGUUAAAUAACAGAACUAAGGAGGCUAGACCGGACGAUUUUGUCAAAGACUUGGAACGAUAUUACGUGAAAAGCUCAACAAGAGGUAAGAAAACUAAAUAA